CUGAAGGAGGCAGAAGUGUGAAGUAAAAGAGUAAAAUGGCUCUCUACCAGCUUCUGUCUGGUCUGAUGGUGAUGAUCCUUCUCUCAUGCAAAGGUUGUCAAUCACAAUCGGCAACAUGUGGUAUGGUGACAAUAAACACCAGAAUUGUGGGAGGUCAAGAUGCACCUCCAGGAAGUUGGCCCUGGCAAGCCAGUUUAAACACUGCUUUUGGUCAAUUCUGCGGAGGAUCCCUAAUUUCCGACCUGUGGGUGCUGACAGCCGCUCACUGCAUAUCAGAGGACGACGGCGAGAUAACAGCUUUUCUGGGACGCCAAAGCCAGUCAGGUCCAAACCCAAAUGAAGUGUCUCGGACAGUCGUUCAGACUAUGUGCCAUCGUGGAUACGAUGAGAUUACCAAAGACAACGACAUAUGUCUUCUGAAGCUGUCUGCCCCUGUGAACUUUACCGACUACAUAUAUCCGGUCUGCUUAGCCUCAGAAGACAGCGAAUUCUACACCGGGGUCACCAGCUGGGUCACUGGUUGGGGUAGGACUGACAACGGUACUGCUGCCGACAUCCUGCAGGAGGUGGAUGUACCAAUAGUGGGAAACAAUCAAUGCAAAUGCGCCUAUCCAGAACUCACAGACAACAUGAUCUGCGCCGGGUUGCGUGCUGGAGGGAAGGACUCGUGUCAGGGAGACUCAGGAGGGCCCCUGGUUACCAAGAAUGGUCCAGUCUGGGUCCUGACUGGAGUUGUGAGUUUUGGUAACGGCUGCGGAUUGCCUAAAUAUCCUGGAGUUUACACCCGUGUGUCCCAGUACCAGGAAUGGAUCAGCAACAUCACUGGCAGCAGCAAACCCGGCUUUGUUACCUUCAACUCCUCAGGAGUUGACAGCGACGAAGACUUCAACUGUCCCACCCCUUCAAGCCUUCCAUGGACACCAUCAAGUCCAUGGCCAACUCCCAUGACCACCGAAGACGACGGCAGUAUCUUCGGCAGUGGUGAAAGCGUCAUCCACGUCUCCUACUUCACUCACUUCGCCUCACUCUGCGUUCUCGUUCUCUCGCGCUAAGUGCUGGUCGGUGACGCGUAAAUGUUGU
Morone saxatilis (striped sea-bass) is the source of this 1080-nucleotide messenger RNA. RefSeq names its product serine protease 27-like. Gene Ontology annotation, molecular function: serine-type endopeptidase activity. Gene Ontology annotation, biological process: proteolysis. NCBI's taxonomy places the organism in Eukaryota, Metazoa, Chordata, Actinopteri, Moronidae. The record is from RefSeq and is a predicted model, not a curated record.